Molecule: messenger RNA, 1638 nt
Organism: Phytophthora sojae
Lineage: Eukaryota; Oomycota; Peronosporomycetes; Peronosporales; Peronosporaceae
Exons: 1
Coding region: 1-1638 (545 amino acids)
Molecular function (GO): iron ion binding; oxidoreductase activity, acting on paired donors, with incorporation or reduction of molecular oxygen; monooxygenase activity
Source: RefSeq, a predicted model, not a curated record
AUGAUGCCGAGCAACCUGCUCAACUCUCGGGGCCUAGUGGCCAUCCCACCAGGUCCGCUACUGGGCAGCACGCUGGCGCUUGUGGUGUUCUGGGUCAUGCGCCACGGCCGCGAGCGCCGACUCAGCUGGACCAGCACGCCGCUGCCUCCUCGCGGAUACCGUACCCUUCCGACGGCUUCAGCGUCUCAGUCGCCGGUUCGAGUGGGCAUGAUGACGGACCAGCCGACGGAAGGCUCACCCGCGUUCUACGAGUGGGUUUGCGCCAUGACCUCGAGGUUCCGCGGCAAGCCGUGGCUGCUGCAUCUCCCGGGAAGACCCGACGUGCUGGUGGUGAGCUCUCCGACCUCCUUCGAGGACAUCCAGCGGACGUUCGCACUGCAGUUCGAGAAGGUCGACAACGACGCUGAAGGGCUCGCACACGAUGCGCAUGGCGGGGCUAUCGCGUUCAUAUAUACUGGGCAGGUGCGGCCUUCCGUGAACAUGCAGCGCCAGCUUGCAUCGAGUGUGUUAAGCUCCGCGGCAUUGCGUCAACAGGCUUCAGUGCUGGUGAAGCACCACCUUCAAUCGCUCUUGAGGAUUCUAGACGACACAGCAAGCAGUGGUGACCCACUGGAUGUGACGAGGCUCAUGCGGUCGUUCGCAAUGGAGGUGUUCACUGAGCUGGACUUCGGUCUUCAGCUCGGAGCGCUGCGCUCUAGACGCGGUGAGUGCAGCGAUCUAGAGCAAGCGGUUGACGAGGUUCAAAGGCGAGUGGCUGAGAGAUUGAAGCGACCCGCAGUCGCGUGGAAACUCGAGCGACUGCUUGACGUCGGAAGUGAGGCAGCUCUGAGUCGCAGCGUCGACGUGGUGAGUAGGAUAACGCUGGGAGCUGUGGACACGAAGAGGAAGCGGCGUCGAGGGGGCAGUCCUUGUGACAGUCCCAUUGCUGGAGCUCGUGUGGACAUGCUCGACCUGCUUCUGAGCCAGAAGUGCAGCAGCAAGAGCUCCAAGGAUCCAGAGUUCCUGGCUGAGUUCGUGCUGGGUCUUGUCGUGGCAGCGAGGGACUCAAUGGCUCAUGCGUUGAGCAGUUGUCUGCAGUGUCUCGCUCGACACCCGGAAGAGCAGGAGAAGCUCGCGCGUGAGUUGAAGGAAGCAGAAGAAGAGGACAGAGACCUUCAAUCCGUCGUGUACCUCGAAGCUGUGGUAAAGGAGGCUCUGCGAUUGUAUCCGGCCAAGCCGUUCAUUCGACGCCGAGCCAGAAUCGACACAGUGCUCAGUGAUGGGACCUUUGUAGCUGCUGGGGCAAAAGUAGCCAUGGACUUGUACAGCAUGGCUCGACGGGAGAACGUCUGGGGCCAGAACAGCGCGCAGUUCCGUCCGCAGCGCUGGAUCGACUCGACGAACGGAAAACUGCGUCCGACGUCCAACUACAAGUUCAACGCCUUCCUUGGCGGACCAAGAGCGUGCUUGGGGGCCGACAUGGCCAUGACCGAGAUGAAGACGGUGCUCGCAAAGGUGAUCGGUCGAGUUCAUCUCGACGCAGUUGAGCCCAGAAUGGCCGAGAAGGAUAAGACCAAGGCAUGGGACGCAGCAUGCGAUGCAGCCGUGAGAGUUCUGGUUCGGCGACGCGGUCCCAGUCCCCCCGGGCAGUACAGCUAG